AUGAGAGUAGGUACCUUCUGUAGGUACCUUGCUCAAGGAGAGAGUAUGCGAACGAAACAUCUCGAAUUCAGAGUUGGGAAAUCGACGGCCUGCAAAAUAGUGCCAGAAGUUUGUCAUGCUAUAUGGCUUGCCCUGCAACCAAUUGUGCUUCCUACACUAGAUGCUAAUGGCUGGAAAAAAAUAAGUGAAGAAUACAUGUUGAAAUGGCAAUUUCCAAACUGUAUUGGUGCUCUGGAUGGUAGACACAUGGCGAUCGAGAAACCUCCAUGCUCUGGUUCACAAUACUACAAUUAUAAGAAAUUUUUCAGUAUUGUGCUAUUAGCACUUUGUGAUGCAAAUCAUAAAUUUACAUGGGUGGACAUUGGACAAUUUGGUUCAAUUAGUGACGGUGGUGUGUGGAGAAAUUCAGAAUUAGCUGCAGAUCUUGCUUCUGGUGAUGCUGAUCUUCCACCACCAACACCUCUGUCAGGAAGAGAUGUUCCUUUCCCACAUGUAAUUGUAGCUGAUGAAGCUUUCCCCCUUACCACAUAUCUUAUGCGCCCCUAUGCAAGACCUUUGCCUCUCAGUAUUGCCCUCCUGAUUGGCUCGGUGUUGAAAAUGAGAAUGGGCUUAUUCAUGAUGGUCGGUGGAGGACUAUUGGACCGGGUCAAUUUUUUCAAGAGUUAG
Vollenhovia emeryi is the source of this 666-nucleotide messenger RNA. RefSeq lists its product as uncharacterized. The coding region runs from base 1 to 666 and encodes 221 amino acids. The transcript is spliced from 3 exons. The record is from RefSeq and is a predicted model, not a curated record. NCBI's taxonomy places the organism in Eukaryota, Metazoa, Arthropoda, Insecta, Hymenoptera, Formicidae.